AUGGCCGUCCCCUCUGACCCACCCGUCACCGUCCUCGUCUCCUCACGCGCCGUCCUCACCCUACCCGACGACUCCCUCCUACUCACACCCGCCACCAUCGUCGUCUCGUCACGUACCGGAAAGAUUGUGUCGACCUCUCCCGAGAUCCUGCCCGCCACCAGCUUCCCUCCUGGAACCGACUAUGUCGACCACUCGCCCCGUCUGCUGCUCCCCGGUCUCGUCGACGCCCAUGUCCACCUCAACGAGCCGGGCCGGACCGAGUGGGAGGGUUUCUGGACCGGAACCCGCGCCGCCGCCAGCGGAGGUGUCACCACCGUAGUCGACAUGCCCCUCAAUGCCAUCCCUCCCACCACCACCGUCGCCAACUUCAAUGAGAAGCUCGCUGCUAGCCGAGGCAAGUGCUGGGUCGACGUCGGCUUCUACGGCGGUAUCAUUCCCGGGAACGCCGAGGACCUGAAGCCCCUCGUCGACGCCGGUGUCCGCGGCUUCAAGGGUUUCCUCAUCGAAUCGGGUGUCGACGAAUUCCCCGCCGUGUCGUCUACCGACAUUGCCCUCGCCAUGGAUAAGCUCAAGGAUUCGCCCACGACUCUCAUGUUCCACGCCGAAAUGAUCCCUCCCAUCUCCGACUCGGUAGGUGACGCCGUCCAGAGCUCCGAGGCCCCCCUCGCCCCUCACGGCGACCUGACCUCGUACAACACCUUCCUCGAGUCGCGCCCCCCGUCCUUCGAGACCUACGCCAUCGAGGAGAUCCUGUCGCUGGCCCCCGCCGCACCCGACCUGAAGCUUCACAUCGUCCACCUGUCGGCGACCCAGUGCAUCCCGCUCCUGCGCGACGCACGGGCGCGUGGCAUCAAGAUCACGGCCGAGACGUGCUUCCAUUACCUCGGCCUGUCGGCAGAGGAGGUCGAGACGGGAGACACGCGCCACAAGUGCUGCCCGCCCAUCCGCGAGGAGAGCAACCGUGACGGUCUGUGGGAGGAAUUGUCAGCCGGAGAGCACGAGUCGUGUAUUCGCACCGUCGUGUCCGACCACUCACCAUGCACUCCCGAGCUCAAGCUUCUCCCUGGCCACCUCGACCGGCCGCACGUCCCCCACAUCGACUCAGGCAUCGACAUGACUAUCACUGGCGACCUCAAGUCUGCUGCCAAGACCGCCCCUGCCCCAGCCCACGCCCGUGGCGACUUCUUUGCUGCCUGGGGCGGCGUGUCGUCUGUCGGCCUGGGCCUCCCCAUCCUGCACACCAAGUCCCUGGAGCGCCGAUCUCGGUCGCAGGUUGCGCCGUCCAUUGUCGACAUGGUCAGGCUCUGCAGCAAGGAGACGGCCGCUCAGGUUGGCCUGUCUCAUCGUAAGGGUGGCCUGAAGGCUGGCUUGGACGCCGACGUCUGCGUGUUUGACGACACCGAGAACUGGACUUUCUCGCAGGGUGACAUGCGCUGGAGGAAUCAGUGCUCUCCCUGGGAAGGCCACAAUUUUGUCGGUCGGGUCCGCGAGACAUGGCUACGUGGGAGAAAGGUGUUUGAGCUCGACGCUGCGCAGGGCGAUGGCCUUGGCUUUGUCAACAGCCGGCCUACCGGAGAGGCCAUAACGGAGAAGAGGACAACUUGA
This is a messenger RNA of Geosmithia morbida, 1605 nucleotides long. Its product is annotated as allantoinase. Lineage: Eukaryota; Fungi; Ascomycota; Sordariomycetes; Hypocreales; Bionectriaceae. The record is from RefSeq and is a predicted model, not a curated record. Gene Ontology annotation, molecular function: allantoinase activity. Gene Ontology annotation, biological process: purine nucleobase catabolic process. Bases 1 to 1605 code for a protein of 534 amino acids. The transcript is spliced from 2 exons. Gene Ontology annotation, cellular component: cytoplasm.